This is a messenger RNA of Penicillium diatomitis, 1008 nucleotides long. Its product is annotated as eukaryotic translation initiation factor 4E. The transcript has 3 exons. Lineage: Eukaryota; Fungi; Ascomycota; Eurotiomycetes; Eurotiales; Aspergillaceae. Gene Ontology annotation, biological process: translational initiation. Gene Ontology annotation, cellular component: cytoplasm; eukaryotic translation initiation factor 4F complex. Gene Ontology annotation, molecular function: translation initiation factor activity; RNA 7-methylguanosine cap binding. The record is from RefSeq and is a predicted model, not a curated record. Bases 1 to 1008 code for a protein of 335 amino acids.
AUGGAUAACGCCAAUCUGUGGACUCGUCGGGCCAACUCCUCCAAAUUGUCACUCUCGAUGUCCGGUACAGACGGCAAGGACGGUGCUCGCGUUGACCUGCCCCGCCCCUCCAAGCGUUUCGGUCCUGAUAGCUCGCAUGGCCGUUCAAAUCCGUUCAAUGCCAUCUCCCCUCUUUCAGCCGGUGUCUCGUCCCCGUCCACCAACGCCUCAUCGGCCUUUGCGCUGGGCACCGGGGCUUUCGCCUCGUUCGGCGCGCCGAAGACACCCGGCGGCUCGGCCGAUCUGAAGACGCCCGGGGAAAAGCGCGACGUUUCCACAGACCAGAACGACUCGACACGGGCCAAGGCGCACGCCAACGGUCACCCCGGGGCGGGGGAACAUCCGCUAAAGUCGACCUGGAUCGUCUGGUACCGUCCACCAACCCCCAAAUACUCCGACUACGAGAAGUCGACGGUGCCAUUGGCCGCGAUAGCUUCCGUGGAGAGCUUCUGGGCGGUCUAUUCGCACCUGAAGCGGCCGUCGCUCCUCCCGACCGUGUCGGAUUAUCACAUCUUCAAGAAGGGCAUCCGCCCUGUCUGGGAGGACGAGGCCAACAAAAGGGGUGGCAAGUGGAUUGUCCGGCUGAAGAAAGGGGUCGCUGACCGAUACUGGGAGGAUCUCCUCUUGGCUAUGGUCGGUGACCAAUUUGCCGAGGCGGGCGAUGAGGUAUGCGGUGCUGUUCUGAGUGUGCGAGGUGGUGAAGAUGUCUUGAGUGUAUGGACCAAGAACGACGGUGGGCGUAAUAUCAAGAUUCGGGAAACCAUUAAACGCAUGCUCGCAUUCCCUGCCGACACCAACAUUGUCUGGAAGAGCCAUGACGACAGCAUUGCCCAGCGCUCCGCAAUUGACCAGGCGCGCCAGGAGAAGACCCAAACCACGGUCCCUACCCCAGCUGGCCAUCCUGGAGCGGAGCGGCGCCGCGCCGAUCACGAUGACUCGGACAAGGGCAAGGGAAGCCCCGCUCUGUGA